This is a messenger RNA of Seriola aureovittata, 2820 nucleotides long. Its product is annotated as cytochrome P450 4V2. The coding region runs from base 56 to 1588 and encodes 510 amino acids. Lineage: Eukaryota; Metazoa; Chordata; Actinopteri; Carangiformes; Carangidae. Gene Ontology annotation, molecular function: monooxygenase activity; heme binding; oxidoreductase activity, acting on paired donors, with incorporation or reduction of molecular oxygen. The transcript has 11 exons. The record is from RefSeq and is a predicted model, not a curated record.
ACACACAAACACACACCCAAACUGUCUGUACAAGUGUGUAUAACCUGCAAACAAGAUGGCAGUUUUACUUGGUGGUAACAUGAUACCUUCACUUGGAGUCAGCGUCUUCAUCGCUAUUCUGAUCUACAUCACCUACAAGCUGCUCAGCAGUUACCUGCACAAAUGGUUUGAGAUGAAGCCUAUUCCCGAGUUGGGGGGGACAUACCCCUUCAUUGGAAAUGCACUGCAGUUCAAAACCAACGCAGGAGAUUUCUUCCGUCAAAUUGAGGAUUAUACCCGUGAGUUCUGUGAUGCGCCGCUGCUUAAACUCUGGAUUGGACCAGUGCCAUUUGUGAUUCUGUUUCAUGCUGAAACGGUUGAGACAGUUCUGUCUAACCCUGUUCAUAUGGACAAGGCUCAAGCAUACAAUUUCCUCCACCCGUGGCUUGGAACUGGUCUUCUCACCAGCACUGGGCGUAAGUGGCGUCAGCGGCGGAAGAUGUUGACUCCCACCUUCCACUUCUCCAUCCUGACAGACUUCUUGGAGGUGAUGAACGAGCAGGCGGAUAUCCUGGUGGAGAAGCUGGAGAAGCAGGCGGGGAAGGGUCCAUUCAACUGCUUCAGUCACAUCACCCUCUGCGCUCUGGACAUUAUCUGUGAAACCGCAAUGGGAAAGAAAAUUUAUGCCCAGAGCAACUCAGAAUCAGAAUAUGUUAAAAGUGUGUACAAAAUGAGCGACAUUAUCAGCCGCAGACAGAGGACACCUUGGUUUUGGCCUGACUUUGUGUACAACUACUUUGGUGAGGGCCGGGAGCAUGACAAGACACUUAAGGUUCUGCACUCCUUCACAUACAAUGUGAUACAUGAAAGAGCAGAAAAGAUUUCCGAUACGGAGUCAGACAGCGACUCUGAUCAAGGCACAAAGAAAAGACGGGCGUUUUUGGACAUGCUCCUGAAGACUACAGAUGAGAAUGGCAACACGAUGAGUCAUCAGGACAUUCAGGAGGAAGUGGACACCUUUAUGUUUAGGGGUCAUGAUACUACAGCCGCCUCUAUGAACUGGGCCAUACAUCUGCUGGGCUCCCACCCUGAGGCGCACGGCAAAGUUCAACAAGAGCUUCAGGAGGUGUUCGGUACAUCUGACCGGGCCAUUAACACUGAGGACCUGAAGAAGCUCAAAUACCUGGAGUGUGUGAUCAAAGAAGCCCUGCGACUCUUUCCCUCUGUGCCUUUCUUUGCCCGCAGAAUCUGUGAAGACUGCCAUAUCAACGGUUUCAAGGUUCCCGAAGGUGCCAAUGCAACCAUUAUCACGUACACUCUUCAUCGUGACCCACGGUACUUUCCUGAGCCUGAGGAGUUCAGGCCUGAACGUUUUCUACCAGAGAAUUCAGUAGGAAGGCCUCCAUACGCCUACCUCCCCUUCUCUGCUGGACUCCGCAACUGCAUAGGUCAGCGUUUUGCUCUGAUGGAGGAGAAGGUGAUCUUGGCGUCCAUUCUGCGGAACUUCAACGUUGAAGCUUGUCAGAAACGAGAGGAGCUGCGGCCGGUAGGAGAGCUCAUUCUGCGACCAGAGAAGGGCAUCUGGAUCACACUGGAAAAGAGGACUUGAUCAAAUUUAUGUUCCUUCAUGGUCUUUAUUUCCUGUUCAUCCUCCCAGACACUGAUGAUGGUGAACACGGUAAUGUUUUCUAGAUAAGAGGUCAUGGAGAGCAGUAGUCUUGUUUUUUUUUGUUUUCCAAUCAGAAACACAAAACUCAAAACUGAGUUUCCAUUUCACUUUAUUAGUUCUUCCAUUUAAUAUGCCGCAAUUGAGGGGUACACAAGUAAUGUAAUAUUGCACUUCCACAAAGAUCCCAGUAUCCAUCCACAGUUCCCAUUAAGGUGCAGUAGUUUUCCUCAUGGUGAAUAAACUUAUCUUGAUUCAUAACUUCUUUAACUUUUAGUAUUUCUGUAAGGAAUAGAAACACUCACACAUAACUCUAAAACUGUCAAAUACAUUACACUGAGCUCUUCUGAAAAACCUUUUGGUCAAAAAAUAAAGAAAUAAAAGCCUGACCUCUUGUCGCCCCGCAACUGGAACUCUUAUGAGAGAAACUUCAGGUUUAUGAUCAUAAAGCGCAAACACUCUUAACUCACUGAAUCACACUAAGGUCAGAAGGAUCCAUUGUAACAAAGUAAUCAUAGCAUGACACAGUUACAAAUGACCCCAUCCAUAAUGUCAUGGGAUGAUUUAACUGGCAUGCCUGCAAGGGUCAUUGCCUUACACCAAAAUGACAUGACUGAUGAUGAAUGACACGCUCUUUUCCGAUGCUAUUAUAUGAAUUAUUGAGCACAUCUCCAAUCAAUGGCUGGAUAGAGCUGAGGCGCCUCAGCUCCACAUGAAGCGGGAGGAAUUCAUUUAUCUGAGAAUCUCUAAUAAAUGGCUCGGAUAAAGGAGCGUUAGGUCAGAUCUGUUGUGUGACUACAGUGGGUGGCUUACAUGAGACUCAUUUCCAGGACUUUAAGCUUUUAUCAUGAGAUAUUUUAUAAUGAUAAAGCAUUCAUUUCACUUUGCUGAAAAAAUCUCUGUAAGUUCUCUGUAAAAAAUGUUCACAGUGAGCCAUAAUUAAAGUGUCUAAACAUUAUUAUAAAAAAAGACAAGGAUAGAGUUGAAUAAAUCUAAUGAGAAUUUAAUGAUAAUGAUUAAUACAGUUUGUCAGUACUGAUGCCUUCUGAACGUAUUCUUGAAAAGGUUGUAGAGAUAGACUUCAUAACCACAGCUGUUCAUUUUACUGAAUAUUUUUUAGAGUGUAAAAGAAAAGAAAUUAAAAUGGAAAAAAAGCUGAGGGUGCACAGAACUGA